AAGACAAAUGAGAAGAGGGAGGAAAGAGGAAACAUGAAGGCAUCACUGCAACUGUAAUCUGAGCGAUUGUUAAAAUUCUGAGAUUUAGAUAAAGAGACAAGAAGUGGAGAGUUUGGAGAUGUCACCAGCCUGCAGACCAGGUGUUAAUGAGGCCUUGCUGUGCAUCGUCCUUUUAUCAGGGUUCUGUUCAUGCCUUCAUCAAUACCAAUUCAUUGAUGAACUGAAGACUUGGGGUGAAGCCCAACAGCACUGCAGAGAAAAGUUCACUGACCUGGCUACUGUGGACAACAUGGAAGACGUGGCUCAACUGAUUGCAGCUGCUGGCAGUGACUACAGUGGAAGAGUAUGGAUUGGUCUGUAUGACAAAUCUAGGAGCUGGGGGUGGUCGAUGAGAGAUGAUGGCUACUAUGGAACCAACAAUGAGCCCUAUAUCAGGUUUAAUGCUGGUGAACCAGAUAAUGGCAGAGAUGAGUUGAAGCUAUGCAUUGCUGUAUAUGGAGGUGAACUGUAUGAUACGUCAUGCUCAAUCCAUCGCCCUUUUGUCUGCUAUGACAAUUCAAACACUUCUUCUCCUCCAAGAUACGUCUAUAAGUCCUGGAGGAACCUGACGUGGGAGGAAGCUCAGAGCUACUGCAGGAAGUUCCACACAGACCUGGCCUCCAUGAGGAAUGAAGAAGAGAAGACACGGGUCCAGCAGGCUGUAACAGGAAAUGUGUUUGCUUUUGUUGGCCUGUACAGAAGAACCUGGCCCUCUUGGUCUGAUGGCACAGAGAAAGAAUUCAAAAACUGGCUGACUGGACGCCCAAGAGGUAAAACUGGAGACUGUGCUACCAGUUUGAUCGGUGCUGCUGAUGCUGGAAAGUGGGUUGAAGAUCAUUGUGACCAAAAACUUCCUUUCAUGUGUCACUAUGAGACAAAGCAGCAGCUUUGGAUCAAGCUGAAGGCUCUGAAAUCCACAAUGGACCUGAAUGACCCUGCUGUGAUGGAGGCCAUCCUGAAACUGCUGGAGAAGAAGAUGAAAGAGAAAGGGAUCAAAGCAGGUUUCAAACUUAGAUGGAUCAAGAAGCCUGACAACACCAUCUUCCAGGAAGAGAAGGAUGAACUGUAAACUGGAUUUACAGGAUAUCUUUCCAUCUGUUUUACUUUGAAGGUUUAUGUUUUAGGUUGACAUGUUAGAGGCAACUAAUAAAUAUCAAACUGUCAUGUGAGACAUUUAUUGUUUAGAAGUAGAGCAGAGUAAAUUGUUCAUUAAACUGUACAAAUAUCUUAUUCAUCCUGUUGCUGUGUUGAUAAAUGAAUCGUAGGACAGAUUUACAGGUGAUUUUAUGCAACAUACAUGUAAAAAUCUACACUUUUAAACUCUGAAAACUUUCUCAUGUGAAAAUGUUGUAAUGAACUGCAGAGACAUCAGUGUCUCCCUGUAAAGCUGGAUUCAUUUAUAUAGAAUGUUGUUGGAUAUUUCAGAGUGAUGUGUGAUUAUUAGGAUUUAAUAUUGCAGCUUUGUAAGAAAAUCUCUGAGGUCAUGAGAGUCGUGAAGGAAAAAUGACUCUUUCCCCUUUCUGAGGUCAUAAUGGCCUUUAGACAGACUUUAGACACUGCAGGAGGUCAGAUAUUGUCUAUUGUGAUGUGACUAAGCAGACUAGUUGUCUCCAUGUUGGUCUGUAAUCUAAACCUGACCUUCUCCCAUCUACAAUCUAAACCCAAAGAUCAGAGAGAAUCCUCAGAACUGAUGCUGGCAUUGCUUGCAUGAACUGCUGCUCUGUUGGUGUCACUUCUCCUGAUAUCAGGAAACUUUACUCACAGCCUAAAUCAUCUGAGUCUCCAGUGUGUCUCUGGAUCUGCCUCCACUUCACUGACCUUCCACAACAAGAACCAAGUGAAUAUUCUUCAUUGUGUGGUUUUUAAAUAUCUACAGAUCUGUAGCUGACUUGUAUCUGUUCUUUAUGUCAAAACUGUGUUUGCAACUGUUAUCAUCAUAUUGAGUUCUGUUCAUCAUAUUGGAUUUGCUUUCAAUAAAUUUUUCUGACAAGGACAAAAAUUAUCACCAGUUGUAUCCUUAUAAUUUUAAAUGUGGCUUUUCAGUUUCAUCUGAAUCUUUAUUUAAAUAUUCAGUCAUGCAUUAAACCCACAACUCUUUCUAAACCUGCUUCUGAACCAGCUGAGCUGCUACAUGAGCUCUUGCACUAAAGGGAAAUAUUUACAAUCAGAUGUA
This is a messenger RNA of Amphiprion ocellaris (clown anemonefish), 2212 nucleotides long. RefSeq names its product macrophage mannose receptor 1-like. Lineage: Eukaryota; Metazoa; Chordata; Actinopteri; Pomacentridae. The record is from RefSeq and is a predicted model, not a curated record. The transcript has 6 exons. The coding region runs from base 119 to 1108 and encodes 329 amino acids.